Messenger RNA from Ascochyta rabiei, 1245 nucleotides. RefSeq lists its product as uncharacterized. The record is from RefSeq and is a predicted model, not a curated record. The transcript is spliced from 4 exons. NCBI's taxonomy places the organism in Eukaryota, Fungi, Ascomycota, Dothideomycetes, Pleosporales, Didymellaceae. The coding region runs from base 1 to 1245 and encodes 414 amino acids.
AUGGCGGCGUUGGUAGCAGUUCCCAACGGCUCUUUAUUGACCCCAGAUUACAUCGCAUACACCAACGCACCCGUUCUUCUCACACAAUUUGGAGCCUUGUUUGGUGUUGCGUCUCUUGUCGUAGUCCUACGAUGUUACGUUCGAGCAGUCAUGAUCAAAUCUUUUGGCAAGGAUGACUGGAUUAUGCUUCUUGCUUACGCAUUUUCUGCUGCGACUUUCGCCACGUACAUCGAGCAGACGAAGGUCGGCAUGGGAAAGCACAUGGCCGUGAUUACGAUGAAUCAGGACUCGUACCAGGAGCUCCUGCGGUUACGACAAGUUGCAUCAAUCCUUGCUAGCUUUGGCGUAGCGCUGGUCAAGAUAUCCAUCGCCUAUUUUCUGUUGCGACUCGUAGUACACAGGGGUUAUGUGUGGUUCCUGCAUGGCCUCAACAUCUUCAUGACCCUCUUUACAUUCGCUUGCGUGGGCACAUUGGUCCAACCAUCUGUCAGACAUAUCCCGUCGAUGAUCCCCCAUACAGCAAACCUAGUCAUUCUAGAGCGCUUGGCGCUUGCCGUCAUAUGGCAAUGCAUUCCUGUAGAAGCUACGUGGAACGUGAAACUUCGGCCACCUCCGCAUGGUACUGGGACGGCCAAGUGCUUCUCUCCCGAGACUUUCACAAACAUAGGACUCAUGAAUACAGUCAUAACCAUUGUCACCGAUAUAAUGGUUGCUCUACUCCCCGUUCCACUCGUAUGGCAGCUGCAACUCAAUCUUCGCGCAAAGAUAUCGCUCAUUCUCGUUUUGUCACUUGGCAUCUUUGCUGCGGUUGCUGCAAUCGUCAAAGCAGGUAUUCAAAAAACGAUCCUCGCUGACCCCGACCCUUUCGUUACCGACCGCUUCACUCUUUGGCGAUUUAUUGAGUUCGACGUAGGCAUCAUUGCAGCGUCUCUACCGGCCCUCAAACCUAUGUUCAACUGGUGCCUUGGAGCUGCGCGCGGACUGACCACGAAAGCUCCGCGAGCGACCGGCGCGCCAAACUCACUCGGCUACCACAAACAGUCAGAACGCUCGGACAAGGGUAUAGCGUUGGACAAGUACGAUCGUCGGGCGACCAACACAGUCAGCAUAUCAUCCAGGCCCCUGAAUAACAAUCCUUGGAGCGUGGGAGCAGCUAAGGACAGUGACGAGAGUAUUCUACCGCUACACAACGUCGAGGAGAAGGGUAACGGAAUUGUGGUGACACGGGACGUACGCAUUUGUUGA